ACACUUGGGAAUUCCGUACACCAAAGCGUCCCCCGUCUCCCUAAUUCUCAUCCAGGUUCAUCUCUCUCAAUCUCUCUCUCCAGUAUAUAUAUAACUCUCUCACUCUCCUUCGAGCUCUAUUGGAAACGUCUGUAUCAUCUUCAUCUCCAACCCUCUCUCACUGAUCUCAACUUCUUUUCUUCAACUUUAAAGUGCUUUAUCCCCCAAACACUUCAAAUCCCCCAGUGUUCGCAUGGCUGAUCCAAUUCUCCCCCCACACCUACUACAACUACCAAAACAACAACAACAACAACAACAACAACUCGAUUUCAAUCAAUCAAAAACCCAAGACACCAACAACAAACAACAACAAUCGGACAACGAUUAUUAUGAAUUUACCCUUUUAGGACAACCCAUGUCUUUCAAUGCCAAAAAACGAUCUCAGAUUUCCCCCAAUUCAUGCCCUUCCAAAAGGGUUUUGACCGAACCCUUAAUGGAGCUGAGGCGAGCCAUGGUGCGGAAUUGGGGCAACGAACCUCUCUGUGUUGCUGACCCACAUGUGUUUGGCAUUAUGGAGAUGGAAAAGGAGAGGCAAUUCAAGGGAAUUGAAUUGAUUGCUUCGGAGAAUUUUGUUUGCCGGGCUGUUAUGGAAGCUCUGGGAAGUCACUUGAUGAAUAAGUAUUCCGAAGGAAUGCCUGGUUCGCGAAACUACGGAGGUAAUCAGUACAUUGAUCAGCUUGAAUUUCUCUGUAUCAAUCGUGCUUUAGCUGCUUUUGGGCUUCAUUCUGAGAAAUGGGGUGUCAAUGUUCAGCCAUAUUCAUGUACAUCUGCUAAUUUUGCUGUAUAUACUGGUCUUUUGGUUCCCAAAGAUAGGAUUAUGGGAUUAGAUUCGCCGUCUGGUGGGCAUUUGAGCCAUGGGUAUUAUACACCGAAUAGGAAGAAAGUUUCAUGUGCUUCGAUAUUCUUUGAGACUUUGUCUUAUAAGGUUAACCCACAAACUGGGUAUAUUGAUUAUGAUAAGCUUGAGGAAAAGGCAAUUGAUUUUCGUCCCAAAUUACUGAUUUGUGGUGGGAGUUCGUACCCAAGGGAAUGGGAUUAUGCAAGGUUUAGGCUGAUUGCGGAUAAAUGUGGGGCAGUUUUGAUGUGCGAUAUGGCUCACAUUAGUGGUCUUGUAGCAGCAAAGGAAUGUGCAAGUCCCUUUGAUUAUUGUGAUAUUGUAACCUCAACAACUCACAAAAGUCUUCGAGGUCCUAGGGGAGGAGUCAUCUUUUAUAGGAAAGGCCUAAAAUUAAGGAAGCAAAUCAUGCUUCCUGGUCAAGGAGAUGACAAUAACUUCUAUGAUUUCGAAGAAAGGAUAAACUUUGCUGUGUUCCCUUCAUUGCAAGGAGGGCCCCACAAUAAUCACAUUGCUGCUCUUGCUAUUGCCUUAAAACAAGUGGCUACUCCGGAAUACAAAGCAUAUAUCCAACAGGUGAAGAAAAAUGCUCAGGCUUUAGCAUCUGCUUUGAUGAAACGAAAUUGUAGGUUGGUGACUGGAGGUACAGACAACCAUUUAUUGCUUUGGGAUCUAACAACUAUAGGGUUAACAGGUAAAAACUAUGAGAAGGUCUGUGAGCUGUGCCACAUCUCUCUUAACAAAACUGCUAUAUUCGGUGGAAAUGGUGCUUUUUCUCCUGGAGGUGUAAGGAUUGGUACACCUGCUAUGACAUCAAGAGGUUGUAUAGAGGCUGAUUUUGAAAAGAUUGCAGAUUUCCUCCUUAAAGCAGCUCAAAUUGCAAGUGCAGUGCAAUGGGUACAUGGAAAGUUGCAGAAAGAAUUCAUGAAAGGUCUGCAGAACAACAAAAAUAUUGUUGAGCUCCGAAUCCAGGUUGAGACAUUUGCUUCCCAGUUUGCAUUGCCAGGAUUUGACAUUUGAACACAGAUGGUGAGGCUGCUGGCAAAUAUUGUCAACAUCAUAAUCUAACUUCUUUGGCUUGUCAACCCUUUAACAUGGUAACCUAUAUCUGUAUUCCCUUCCAUACCCUCUUUGUUUCCCUUUUUUUUGGAUUGUCUCUUUGUUUCCCAGUCUCCUAUAAAUAAUGGAAAAUGUUUCAAAACAUAGGUGUAUGACAUCGAAAGUUCAAAAAUUAUCUGAUACCCAAUCUGUCUAGCAGUCGCACAAAAAAAGAAAAAGUCCUGCAGUCUACGAAACCAAACUAAACAAACUAAGCCUUGUGUCUUAGUCAAGUGGGGUCAGCUACACGAAUCAUUUUGCAUCAUUCAGCUCUAUCUAGGGCUAUAUGAUCAGUUAAAUUAAGUAAGUUCAUAUCUUUUUUCACUACCUCAUCUCAUGUCAGCAUAGGUCUUCUAUGAUCUUCAUUUAUGGUGAUCAUAUCACUCUCUUUCUCACUGUUGCAUAUUCUCUUUCAAUUUACCUUUGCUAGGUGCUACUCCUAUUUCAUAAAUAUAUUAAUUUGUAAUUCUAGGUUUCUAUUCUUACCACACAUCUUUUUUUUAAUUUUUAAUUUUUUUUUAUAACAUUUUUCUUACCCCACACACACAUCCAUCUAUGGAUUCACAUCUAAGCUACACUCAUUUUUAGCCCAUGUUGUCUCCCUGUCUCGUAAAGCAUCGCUAGCCUUAUAACUAUUCUACAAAAAAGUCUGGCAGUUUGUUUUGUAUUAUACAGAACAGUUUCACUCGCAUUCUGUUUCUCUUUCUUUCUCGCUUUAUUAUUAUUUUUGUUUGUUUUUAUGUAUGUCACGAAAUUAUUUGGACUGCUAUUCUGGUUAUGUGAAAACUUGGUAAGAACUUUGUAUAAUGAGAUAGAUCAGGAAACUUUAAUCCUGAGCUGUGUGAAUGUAGUUCUGUUCUGGUUGUGUUGUGUCAUAGAGAGUAAUUUGUAUUUUGAUCUGGAUUUCCAAUUUCAUAAUUGGCAAUUGCUGUUAGUCCAA
This is a messenger RNA of Camellia sinensis, 2912 nucleotides long. Its product is annotated as serine hydroxymethyltransferase 7. NCBI's taxonomy places the organism in Eukaryota, Viridiplantae, Streptophyta, Magnoliopsida, Ericales, Theaceae. The record is from RefSeq and is a predicted model, not a curated record. Gene Ontology annotation, cellular component: mitochondrion; cytoplasm. Gene Ontology annotation, biological process: tetrahydrofolate interconversion. Gene Ontology annotation, molecular function: pyridoxal phosphate binding; glycine hydroxymethyltransferase activity.